This is a messenger RNA of Platichthys flesus (European flounder), 2974 nucleotides long. RefSeq names its product ubiquilin-1-like. NCBI's taxonomy places the organism in Eukaryota, Metazoa, Chordata, Actinopteri, Pleuronectiformes, Pleuronectidae. The coding region runs from base 91 to 1704 and encodes 537 amino acids. Gene Ontology annotation, biological process: ubiquitin-dependent protein catabolic process. Gene Ontology annotation, cellular component: cytosol. The transcript is spliced from 11 exons. Gene Ontology annotation, molecular function: polyubiquitin modification-dependent protein binding. The record is from RefSeq and is a predicted model, not a curated record.
CUCCGCCUCUUCCUCCUCCUUCACGGCCACGGGACUGUGCGCUGCAGGUCCGUUCAUCUCUUCAUCUCCAUCGUCAGCCCGGACUGAGACAUGUCUAUGAGAGAUGAGCUGGGAGCAUUGGGUGGAUGUCAGAGCACCACCGACAUGAUCCACGUUGCCGUUCAAAGUGUCAGUGAGAGCAGAGACUUCACGGUAGCAUGCGACUGCACCGUCAGACAGCUGAAGCAGGAUCUCUCAGAUCGUGCGGGGGCCUCAGCAGAGCAGCUCCUGCUGAUCCACUCAGGCCGAGUCCUCACAGAGUCUCAGAUCCUGAGUCACCUUAAAGGGAAGAGUGAUUCUGUCAGCCUCUGCAUGAUCCGAAGGCCUCAAUGUUCCUCUGCUGCCGCUGACCUGUCCUCGGAGACAAUCCAUCAAGAGCGCACAGACGUUCUCGACCCUGGUCAUGACAACUUGACGCCAUCUCCCACCUCUCCCCUCUGCCUGGUGGACAGUCUUGGCCUGGCGACAGGCAAGUCUGGCUUCUUCCCUGCACUCCAGCACCAGAUGGAGAAGCAGCUGUUGGAUAACCCAGAGAUGAUGCGCUGUGUCCUGGGCAGCCCUUUGGUGCAGAGCAUACUCUCUACUUCCAGCCCCCAGAUAACCAGACAGCUCAUUCUGUCCAAUCCUCAAAUCCAGAAGCUCCUAGAGACAAAUCCAGAGGCUAGAGACAUGCUCAACAACCCUGACAUCAUCACAGAGGUGCUGGAGCUCGUCCGAAACCCUGACAAGAUAGAGGAAGUGAUGUGUAAUGAAGACAGCGCAAUAGACGAGUUGAAACCAGAGCAGGACAACCCUGAACCCAUCAACGGGGACUCUGAUGGCCUCCAGAAGACCGAAGCAAAAAUACAGGAACAUGAUGUCAAUCUGUCACAGACAGGAGGACCCCAAGUGGUGACUAUCUCAUCUGGGAAACAACAGGCCCCCAAAAGAGAAAGAAACCAGAGGCCAUCGUUCUCCAGUCACUCCACAGAUCCUCUCAGAAAACUGACUGCCACACCCACAGCUGACCCGAACCCUCACAGCACUGUCACUGCAGGCAUGCAGUCCCUGCUGGAGGAGAUCACGGCCAGUCCUGGUCUGAUGGAGAGCCUUCUCUCUGGGCCGUACGUCAGCAGCCUUCUGAACUGCCUCGGCCAAAACCAGGAUCUGGCUGCACAGAUGCUGUUGAGCCACCCAUUGUUCUCAGGGAAUCCUGAGCUGCAGCAGCAGAUGAGAGAGCAGCUCCCUCUAUUCCUGCAACAGAUGCAGAGUCCGGAGCUGCUGUCGGCCAUGUUGAACCCCAGAGCCAUGGAGGCUCUGCUACAGAUCCAGCAGGGACUACAAACUCUGGCUACAGAAGCUCCCGCCCUCAUACCUAUGGCUGGACUGGGGAACACUGGAGCCAGUGCUGAUGUUGCCCCUGAGCUCGAGUCCAACUCUUUCCUGAACAGCCACUCAGGAAAUCGUCCUCAGGUUGCCACGGUGACAGAGCAGCAGCAGCAGUUUGUGCAGCAGAUGCUGCAGGCGCUGGCUGAUAAUGGGGUCCAUCGUGAGGAGGCGGAGCUCCAAGAGGAGCUGGAGCACCUGAGCUCAAUGGGCUUCAGAGACAAGCAGGCGAACCUUCAGGCCCUCAUCAGCACAGGAGGAGACCUCAGCACGGCCAUACAACAUCUGCUCGACCUCUGACACGGACUCAAACACACAUGCACGCACAUUGAUCUGUGUGGACCACACCGUGGAUUCAGGGUAUACACAUGUUCUGACAUUUGCAUAUAAGCACUCACACAUAAUGAUACACGUACAGGUAACAAUAUUUAAAAAAUUGCUUUGCAAAAGGUAAACAUGCAAGCCAUAUUUAUAUUCCUGUAAUUCCAUAGUUUUAUUCACUCGUAAACUUCCAUACUAACCUGUCUGCUGUAGUAAACUGCUGAAUAGUCAGUCCUGGUAUAAAAGUCACACUGCUCUACUAAUAUCAGUCUAGGAUGGGGGUUGCAGUUUACUGACCAGAUUUAAAAGCCCAAUGUGACAAUUUUGUGAUUUGGGCUUUAUACAUGAAUAUAAAUUAAAUAAUACAAAUAUAACAAACUUUAUUUAGUUGUUAUGAUAAGACUUACAAUUGUUGUCCUUCCAGGCUCAACACUUUAAGUUUAUAUAAAAGUGAAACAAGGAUACAAUCACUUUAACCCGGUCAGUGACGUGCACUGGUGCAGAUCAGUACAGCUACUUAAAUCAUCACAUACUUGAGUCUUGUAGCAGUUGCAUUAAUAUUCAGAGGUACUUCAUGUAAUAUUAAUCUCUGUGCAGACACAGUGUGACGCUCCAGCCUCUUUUCAUCUUGCCACCUGGACAGAGUCUAAUGAAAACUUUUAACACCCAGAGGACGUCCGAUCAUCUUGACGCUGACGGAGGAUUCACUCUCACAGUCUCAGUCAACAGACGGAAACAGGAGCAUCGUCUGUUGUUGCUGCUUCUCUUCUUGUCUAUCUUGUUCACCACAGGCUGUACAGUGGCCACUUGCAGCAGAUGAUUCAUCAAGUUUGUCUCCAAAAGCAAAAGCUUGAUAGAUGUGUUCAAAAUGGAAAGCUUAACUCUGUGCUAGAAUCUCAAUGUUUAUCUUGACGCGGCACAGACACAGAAACUCCGAUUUGCUCAACUAAUCCUCUCAACACUCUCUCAGGAGAAAAUAAGGCAAGAAUAAUGGAUAAGAGAAAAAUGAGUUCCUUUGCUUAGGUGAGUCAUUUCUUAAAAAUGCUCUUUGCCUAACAUCUUUCUAGACAGUGACCGGUGUCAAUGUUUGGUGUCUUAAUGUUCUUUUCCUAAACUUAGCUGAAUUCACCUUAUUACAGUAGUGUGUCAUAUGGACUGAGUUUAUUUGGGGUACCGAACAACUGAGCAGCAUACUCACCCCUCAUCUAUGGAUCUGAUACACAAUCAGUAAAAAGUGUCCGUGCCCUUA